Molecule: messenger RNA, 1292 nt
Organism: Cicer arietinum (chickpea)
Lineage: Eukaryota; Viridiplantae; Streptophyta; Magnoliopsida; Fabales; Fabaceae
Product: myb-related protein 308
Source: RefSeq, a predicted model, not a curated record
AAAAAAAAUAGCCAACAGCCACUCUCUUUAACCUGUCUCACCAACUCACAUCUAGAAGCAAUAUUUGGUUCUUCUCUCUCUCUCUUAAGGGUCAAAGGCCCUAUAAAAUAAGACCUCAACUCGUUGUUAGACUGGCUUUGUUGUUUAAGCAACAGAACAGAAAGCAAGUAGUGUCUGAAAUAAGAUGGGAAGAUCACCAUGUUGUGAAAAAGCACACACAAACAAAGGAGCAUGGACAAAAGAAGAAGAUGAUAGAUUAAUAUCUUAUAUUAGAGCACAUGGUGAAGGUUGUUGGCGAUCUCUUCCUAAAGCAGCUGGUCUUCUCCGAUGCGGCAAAAGUUGCCGUCUCCGGUGGAUUAAUUAUCUCCGACCAGACCUUAAACGUGGUAACUUUACAGAAGAAGAAGAUGAACUCAUCAUCAAACUUCAUAGUCUCCUUGGUAACAAAUGGUCUUUGAUAGCUGGAAGAUUACCAGGAAGAACAGAUAAUGAAAUUAAGAAUUAUUGGAACACACACAUAAGAAGAAAACUUUUGAACAGAGGAAUUGACCCUGCAACUCAUAGACCUAUAAAUGAAGUUUCAAAUUCUCAUUCUCAUUCUCAGAAUCAAGAAACUGUAACUAUAGCUAUUGCUGCAUCUGCAUCAACUACUACUACUACAAUUCCUUCAUCAACAACACCAAAAACAAUAUCUUUUGCUUCAUCUAUUAAACAAGAACAAUAUCACCAUCAUUAUCAUCAUCAUCAUCAUCAUAAUAAUCAUAAUCAUGAAGAGAUGGUUAAAGGGUCUAAUUCAGUUUCAGAAAGAUGUCCUGACUUGAAUCUUGAGCUAACAAUUAGUCCUCCACGUCAACAAGAACAUGAUGAAGCAUUCAAAAACACAGAGAGAAAUCUCUGUUUUGUUUGUAGUUUGGGAUUGCAGAACAGUAAAGAUUGUAGCUGUGAGAAUACUAGUAGCAGUGGAAAACCUACUACUGCUCCAGCUUAUGAUUUCUUGGGUUUGAAAUCUGCUGUUUGGGAUUACACUGGUUUGGAAAUGAAAUGAAAUCAAAUCAACAAUUCAAAUAGCUAGUGUUGGAAAAAGAGUAUAUUAUUUCAACUGAGAGAAUUAUAUUCUUCCAUUAAUUUUGAUAAACUUUUUUUAUUUUUUUUUAUCUAAUUUGUAUAAAUAAUAUUAGUUGUUGAUGCAUAAGAUAUAUAGUAGUAGUACCAGUAUAGCUAAACAUUAUUGGCUAUUUUUUUUGCCUUGUUACUUUCAUCUAAAUUCUAAAUUCUAAUUCUUCCUGUUUCCA